This is a messenger RNA of Sceloporus undulatus (fence lizard), 706 nucleotides long. Its product is annotated as thioredoxin-like. The record is from RefSeq and is a predicted model, not a curated record. The transcript is spliced from 5 exons. Lineage: Eukaryota; Metazoa; Chordata; Lepidosauria; Squamata; Phrynosomatidae. The coding region runs from base 16 to 567 and encodes 183 amino acids.
ACAUAAUAAGAGAAGAUGGAGGAAGGCGGAGCUAAUCAGGAGAGCAGCACUAGCCCUCCUCCUCCUCAAGCAGAAGCAUCAGCAGAGGCGGCCAUCGCGGAGCCCAAGCCAGAGCCAGCUCCAGAGCCUCCAGGAGAGCCUCCAGCAGAGCCUCAGCCAGAGCCUCCAGCAGAGCCUCAGCCAGAGCCUCCAGCAGAGCCUCAACCGGGACCCAGCGAAGAAAGCCAGCCGCCGGAGCAGCCUGCAAAGAUGGUGAAGACCGUGACCAGCCUGGAAGAAUUCACAACAGUACUAAAGAGUGCUGGUGAUAAGCUUAUCGUCCUCGACUUCUCUGCCACAUGGUGUGGGCCGUGCAAAAUGAUCAAGCCCUUCUUCCAUAGUCUUGUUGAAAAGUAUCCAGACGUAAUGUUCUUUGAAAUUGACGUGGAUGAUGCUCAGGACGUUGCCGCACACUGUGAUGUGAAGUGCAUGCCAACAUUCCAGUUCUACAAGAACAAUGAAAAGGUGCAUGAAUUUUCUGGAGCAAACAAAGAGAAGCUGGAAGAAACCAUUAAGAAGCUAAAGUAACCAUUGGUUCUGGUUCAUGAAAUGUGACUGUUAAGUUAUAGCCUUUUCUACAUAAACUGACUAAAUUAGCAUAAGUAUCCCGAAUACACUUUGACUCUUCGGACUGUAAAUCAAAAGAAUAAAAAAUGUAUAAACAGUU